Phacochoerus africanus (Common warthog) is the source of this 924-nucleotide messenger RNA. RefSeq names its product PAXX non-homologous end joining factor (gene PAXX). The transcript is spliced from 6 exons. Lineage: Eukaryota; Metazoa; Chordata; Mammalia; Artiodactyla; Suidae. Gene Ontology annotation, biological process: double-strand break repair via nonhomologous end joining. The record is from RefSeq and is a predicted model, not a curated record. Gene Ontology annotation, molecular function: molecular adaptor activity. Gene Ontology annotation, cellular component: nucleus; nonhomologous end joining complex; site of double-strand break. Bases 58 to 699 code for a protein of 213 amino acids.
GCAGGCGCCCUAGGCCCACGGCGGUGCCCGCCGGGUCCCUCCGUCCGCCUAAGUGCCAUGGUGCCGCCGCCCCUGCCGCCGCCGCCGCUCUGUACGCUGCCGCCGGGCCCUGGACCCCCGCGCUUCGUGUGCUACUGCGAGGGGGAGGGAAGUGGGGCCGGGGGACGUGGCGGUUUCAACCUCUAUGUGACGGACGCCGCGGAGCUUUGGAGCACCUGCUUCACGCCGGAGAGCCUGGCGGCCCUCAAAGCCCGUUUUGGCCUGAGUGCGGCUGAAGACAUCACCCCCCGCUUCAGGGCAGCCUGUGAGCAGCAAGCUGUGACUCUCACCUUCCAGGACGACAGGGCAUCCCUGACCCUCUCGGGGGGGCCCUCACCGCUGGACUUUGACCUCUCCAAGGUGCCCGGCCUGGAGGCAGCCUCCAGGUUGCGGGCACUGACACUGGGCCUGGCAGAGCGCGUGUGCAGCUUGGAGCGGCAGCUGGCAGCUGCUGCAGAGGAGACAGCCACCAGCCCCCGCAAGAGCCCCUGGCAGGUGGGCUCUCAGCACUUCUUGCCAGACCUGGAUCCUCAGAGAGGUGGCCCUGGACCUGGGGUCAAGAGACGGUGCCCAGGAGAGUCUCUCAUCAACCCCGGCUUCAAGAGGUGCCCCGCCACCCUUGCCUCCUGUGCCCAGGGUUUAGCCCCUCCACCCCCAUAGUGUCACCCCCUCUUCUCUCCCAGGAAGAAACCCGCUGGUGGUGUAGACUUCGAUGACCCCUGACGGCGCAGCAAAGAGUGCGGUCAGGGCCCUCAGGAGUCUGUCCGUGAGAGGAGGGGCAGCCCCUGAGGCCCUGCCACUGGCGCCUGCCCAUCCUGCUGCCUGGCACGAAAACACCUGCUCCCCUAGCCCCUUCCCCAGCCAAUAAACAUCUUAUCUGGCCGA